Trypanosoma cruzi is the source of this 1140-nucleotide messenger RNA. RefSeq lists its product as uncharacterized. The transcript has a single exon. The coding region runs from base 1 to 1140 and encodes 379 amino acids. The record is from RefSeq and is a predicted model, not a curated record. Lineage: Eukaryota; Euglenozoa; Kinetoplastea; Trypanosomatida; Trypanosomatidae.
AUGGAGAGCAGCUCCCAUAGAAAGUUAAUGGCAAAGCAGAGGCGCCCUGCAGCGGUGGCUCGGUUCCUAAACAUGUUUUCGUUGGAAGAUCGUCAUGCGGCUACAAAUACGUUGCUUCUUCUUGGACUACGAGCAUACAAACAGGCUGUCGCGACCGCGCCGGCCGACCUACACACCCUGCGCUCUGUUGUGGAAAUGUCGUUUGUAGAGGAGGAUGGCGCGGCGGCCGGUCGUGAGACGGAGAAAUUGAAAGUGAAUAAUAGUAGGGACAAGGUGAACGAUGCAAAUAACAUGUGCAAUACGCAUUCAUUUGAUGUUGUUAAAAAGGCGACUUCUGCCUUACCUCAUAGCGGCUUAACGCCAUCGCUAGCGUCAUUACCUCCUGAAGAAAGAGCCGCGAAGGGAACAGGUGAGGCGCAAACAUUCGGUCUUAACAACAGUGGUGUUUCUUUUGCCAGACUGGCGCCAAGAGCAGAAACACCAAUGCCGAAGCUAGAAACAGGCUCUAUGGAUAUUCAAGGGAGUUUCAACACAGGGUACCCGUGCCCAACGAGUUUUAAUGACUGCGGCUUUAGCUGUAGCUGCAGUAGUAGUAGCUGCGGGUGUGUAAGCAAUGCGCAUAAAAGAUUAUCGUCUCAGUCUCCGGCCUUGAGUUUUAUAUUGAACGAGGCCUUGGGAAAUGCGUUGAAGAAACGCAUUAGGUCCAAUCAUGCAGGGGAGGCAAUGGACAGCUCUGCAGUUGGAGUCGCAACCGUCUGUCCAGAAGACGAUAAGUUAACCAAUCACGAUUCCAUUUUCUGCAAUGUUAGCGAGGGGGCUAGUGAAGAACAAAGUCAUGCAGUGGAUCCCACGGUGUAUGUCUCUUUGAAUAGCACAGUUGUUCCUUCUUCAUGUUGCGAUUAUCAUUAUUACCCCCUGAGGUUUCUCCAGCAUGUCAUGAAACGCAUUGAGGACACCCGGGGAGUGCGAGAGAAUCCUGUUCUUGUCGCGUCUUCUAUUCCACAGUCUGUGGCUUUCUACACGCUUCAUGCAAGCUUUGAAAACCUUUAUAGAAGUUUGCUGGUAUCUUACCAUCUCUCCUUUAAGAAGGGCAAGAGCUCGUUUCAGCAGAAAGAGAAAUUAAAUUUGGCAUUUACGUAA